CGACUCUGCUAAAGCGGGAAUUUCAAUAACUAUUGCUGAUGUUUACAAACCGGUUAGUCUUUCGGGCAGAUUACUUUAACUUUAUUCAUCAAAACCCUCCAUACAUCAGCCACGUAGAUCUGAUGUUUCAUUUGGAUUAACUUGGGUUUUUUUCGUGUCAGGGGAAGGUGACGUAAUCAAACAGUCCCAGUGUUGUUGCUGUAUGUGCAUUAGCUCAACAGCUAAACUUGGACAUGGGCUACUGAAAGUGUUUUAGUCCAGCAUUGUAGCUAAAAUCACUGCGGAAAGUCUACUCUUUUGUUUAAUCGGAUGCUUCGUGUAUGUCUGUGUUGGUUAACUGGGAAUACACCCCAACAUUAUCAUGUUGACUGAAAGAAGGGUUGAUGUUAGCGGGCUAGCUAGUUGGCUAACAAGCUAACAUCAGCUAACUUGUUGACAGUGACGAUAGAACAACUAAAGUCGAGGUAAAAGCCGAAGUGAGCUGGGUGUGAUGGAAACCAGCUCGUCCUCUAAAGAGUCUUUCCUGCGUAAGACGCUGGAGAGACUGUCCUCCACACAGUCUCUCAAACUUCAGACAGAGGAGGUUGUUCCCGUGGCUGUCAUCGGACUGCAGAGGUACCUGUCAGAGCAAACAGAAGGAGUCCAGCCGCAGGUUGACAGCUACAGCUACGACGUGACGCUCACCGACGGGGUGUGGCAGGCAAAGUGCUUUCUUGAUCGCACUUUAAACCAGCUGGUGCACAAAAACAUCCUCAGGACCGGGACUGAUGUCAGCAUCACGGAGUGGUCUUUUGUUUACAGCGAGAGGAGAGUGGGCCACGGUUAUAUUUGCAUCGAGAAGCUCAGAUGUGUGUCAGAAAGCUCUGGUAUUUUACCCCACGUGACUGACGUGACCUCUCUGCCUGUGCUCGUCAAGCAUGGCAUGGAGAGUAUGGCACUGCUGGGCGAUGUGCCCCUGCAGGUGAGCCGCAAACAUUACCUGUCUCUCUGGAAUAAUGACGACCCUGAGGGAAAUGUAUGGAGGCCCUACAGCCCGACACCUGAUGUGGUUCUGGAUGUGUCCAAGAUUAUGCUUCUGUGUGACCUGGAGUCAUCGUUUAGAAACACAUGGAAACCCCUCCCUCUCCUCGUGAGGAUAAUACACAAAUCCAGAUUACGGUACUAUGGAAAGUUUGGACUCAAGAUUGAUUACCCUUACCAGGCGUACUUUGAGGUCGCAGACCAGAGUGGCACAAUGUCCCUCGUGCUUUGGAACGAGCUCUGUCCAGAGUUUUACCAGAGGCUGAACACAGGAACAGUGUUGUACCUCCAGAACUACACCCUAAAGCAGAGUUACUCAAACCGGUCGCACCCCCAGAUGGACCACCACAGAAUGAAGAACUUUUCCUCUGUCGAGAUCUGCCUGAAUCCUCGGAACCCAGCUUCAGUCGUCACCAUGGUCUCACCGAAGAGUGUCCUUCCCCAGUGGAGGCUGCCUGACGUUUCCUACCAGUUUACCACCAGGUCCGAAUUGCAGAGUUUAGGCAACAAUUCAGCAUGUGAUGUCAUUGGUUUGGUAACCUUUGUAGGGCGUGUGGAGAGAGUUAGGAGUAAAGGGAACAAGGGUCCAGAAAAAUAUUGGACUUACCGCUGGGUCCAUGCAAUCGAUGGAACAUCUAACCAUCCUUUUAUCUUGGAGAUUUUUUCCUCCUCACAACCAGAAGUUUUCAACCAUGUUUGUCCAAUGACCUACCUGGUUUGCACUCAGAUGAGGGUUUGUCACGUGGAAGGAUCAUUGCCUUACCUGACCAGCAGCUGUGAGACAGAAAUGUUCAUCACAGGCUACCACAAAGGUCAACCGUACGUGACUGACCCCAGGGUGAAGAGCUUCAUCCAGUGGACUAAGACUCUGAAGGACAAUGUCGUACUGCAAAAGACUCGUGUCGGUGGCCAUUAUUGCUACCCUCAUGCUCCACGGACCUUUACGCAGCCAGUGGCCCAUAACUCAGCUCAAGUUCCUCUGGUUGCUGCAGCAGAUUUGAAGAGGGAGUUGGAGUCUUUGCAAUACCGGGAGCAUAAACGACUCGCGAUCCAAGGGCAGAUCAUGGCUGUGCGAUACCUCAAAUGCCCGAAGAACACGGGGUUGCAAGGAAUGGACAAAGAGCAGGUGUUGGAUCUUUCCAACAUGCCUGAAGAAACUGUACCAGACACACAGAGCAACCAGAGGGAAGUGGCUGAGCUGCCAGAGACCAGUGAGACAUCUCACUCUGGUGAGAAGCUCUCAGCCAGCAAAAGGAAAAGAAAACUUGAGAUUAGUGGUGCCCAGCUGUCUUGCGUGACUCGUGCCAAAAUGCAAACAAUAAGGACAGCCGGGCGUGAUGCCUCAGCGGACAGACAGGAGGAGGAAGAAGAGGGCAAGUCUGAAUCAGAGGAGCUGCCAGCUGAGGAAUGUGGUCUACAGCAGCCAAAUUCAAACCAAGGCACAUUUGUUGCUCCGCAGGUUAACUCUGACCAUGACAGAUUAUCUUGGGAAAGCAACGGCUGGUCAAGGCAACGUCAGGAAGUGUCUGAACAUUUAUGUCAAGGCGGGCUGUACCAACAGAGCGUUUCUCAAAGGUUCACAUUUGAGCAGAAGAGCGCUCUCCUGCAGUGGAGUAACCUUCACCCGUCCCAGUGGACACCAGAACACUGCACCGAUACCAUCCCACCUGCGGUUUGCCCAGGAUACUACCAGACAACAAUACUAGGGAUCAACAAGCAGAUAGCCGUUGAUGCUGCAUUUUUCCCCGUGGCGUGGUCCGAGGAUCCCAGAGCCGUUGGUCUCCCUCAGGAGCCGCAUGGCAACACGAUGCUGUCCUGCCUGUCCUCAGGGUUCCUCUGCCCGCUCAGCGACCCAGGCGGCCAGAGCGACGCAGCGCUGCCACAGCCAGAGGAAAUCUUGGCGAGUGUCAAGGAGCUGGAAGACACUCACCUUGUGUGCGUCCUGAACCUCUGCCACCUGAGUGGAGAUGAUGUGGAAGUCGUGAUCCAAAAGGUCUACAGAGUGACAGAUUUGUCUUUGGCGUAGAUGUUACAGGCCUUAACAGAAAAUAUCCCCAAGAAUAAACAACCCUCAUCUACAGCAUGUAGUAUAUUGUAAUUUUGUAUAGUCACACAAACUCAUUAAUAAAACCUUUUAUGAAGAAGUGAAAUUUAGGUUUACUUGACCAAAGCUGGUUUUGCAUUUGCAGUUUCUCAGAUUUUUAUCUUUUUUUGUGUGUGUCUAAGUUAAAUGUCACAUUUACAGUUAAUUAUUUUUCGAGGCAAGAGAAGUUUAUAUUUUAUGAAUUUUUUAAAUUAAUUUUGCUGUGUGAGCCUCAGAUGAUAGUAGAUCCAAGAAGAAACCCGUAGCAUUGACUGCCUUGCUUCAGGCCUCAAACAGGGAAAACUCAUUUCAUUAAAGUCAAAUGCAUUACUAAA
Molecule: messenger RNA, 3438 nt
Organism: Myripristis murdjan (pinecone soldierfish)
Lineage: Eukaryota; Metazoa; Chordata; Actinopteri; Holocentriformes; Holocentridae
Gene: radx
Product: RPA1 related single stranded DNA binding protein
Exons: 15
Coding region: 491-3046 (851 amino acids)
Molecular function (GO): single-stranded DNA binding
Source: RefSeq, a predicted model, not a curated record